This is a messenger RNA of Dendronephthya gigantea, 447 nucleotides long. RefSeq names its product stress response protein NST1-like. The record is from RefSeq and is a predicted model, not a curated record. Lineage: Eukaryota; Metazoa; Cnidaria; Anthozoa; Malacalcyonacea; Nephtheidae. Bases 1 to 447 code for a protein of 148 amino acids. The transcript has a single exon.
AUGUCUUACUGGAAGAAAUCCUUGAACUUGAGGAAAAGUAUAGUGAAGAGUAUAUGCAAGACACAGCAGAAAAAACAAAAAAGACAAGAAGACAAAGAAAAUGCAGAAGAUAUGAGGUUGAAGGCCAUGGAGACUUUAAAAGAAACACAGAAGAGAAAAGCAUUAGCUGAUGGGAAUGAGAAAAGAGAAAAGAGAAGAAGCAAUGGGUCAGAGGCUUUGAGUUUUUUACGGGAAAGGAUGGAUAAUGAGAAUGAGUAUCGAGAGAAGGAAUUAGACAUGAGGAAGAAAGAUGUUGAACUGGAAGAGAAAAAAAUAGAGCGAGAAGAAAAGCAGCAUCAAGAUAUAAUGCAAAUGAUGCAAAUGCAACAAAUGCAAAUGAACUUUUUCCAGUCACAAGCCCAACAGCAGCAGCUUUUGAUGGGAAUCAUUGAGAAACUGUCAAAAUAA